This is a messenger RNA of Neurospora tetraspora, 2702 nucleotides long. RefSeq lists its product as uncharacterized. The transcript has 2 exons. The record is from RefSeq and is a predicted model, not a curated record. Gene Ontology annotation, cellular component: cytoplasm. NCBI's taxonomy places the organism in Eukaryota, Fungi, Ascomycota, Sordariomycetes, Sordariales, Sordariaceae. Bases 390 to 2450 code for a protein of 686 amino acids.
CACCGACAACAUGCCCCUGCUUGUAUCUGGCUCUUACCUAAUCAAAUGUUUCGAAUUCACGACUUUGAAUUUCUUUAGGAUCUAUGAGUUGAAGAGUCAAAAAUUUGGCGGCUUCGUUAUCAGAGCUGGAGACUCUUCAGUUAUCAUCUCCAAUCAAGUGCUCUCCAAGCCCAGAAUCAACGGCGCACUUUGAGAGUGGAUAUUGACUGUGGCUGCCUAGAGUGAAGUACUCUCUCAGCCUCCGUCGCUCAAUUCCACCCCUGCUAUUGGCGAGAUAACCCGAGUACCUGGAUGAGCCCGGGAUUGAAAACUCAGCCUUCCCCCCUUCUCACCUAGUUUCUUGCUCUCACUCUUUUCUCCCAAUCUUGCUCUUUCCAUGAUUGUUCAAGAUGGCCGACGUGGAAGAGCCUGUGUUCAACACGCUGGCGGAGCGUAUCGCUGCCCUGAACCAGCAAAAGAACUUCAAAGCCCCUUCGACUGCUGGAAAACGACCUCCGCCCCCGCCCCCCGUUCGAGCUGCAACAGAGAUUCCUGUUGUCCAUCCCAUAUCACCGAAUCGAAAUGAAAGCCCCCCGACUCCAUCGCUCCCUCCACGCCCAACCCGGGCCGCCUCUGCUGUUGACAGGCCUCCCCCAUUGCCGCGACGAACCACCGAACAAGACAUCCCUGAGGACAAGCCGAUGCCCACCUUGACCAAGAAGCCGCCACCACCCCCAUUGCCCUCCCGAAACUCUAUUCAACAAACCUCUCCGGCUCUCCCACCUCGACGAACAACCUCCACUUCUCUCCCUGUCCCAGGCGCUCGAAGAAAUUCCAACUCGUCCGACAUCUCACACCUCUCCAAUGUGUCCACAUCGUCCUGGAACAACACGGCCUCUUCGUCUGCGCGCACUAGCAUUACGUCCGAUAAUGGCCAUCCCCUUAGGAAGCUACCGCCAGCUUUCGAUCAAGCCAACCUCCCGCCACUACCUCCGACAAGACGUGAGCUCGAAGCAAAGGCCAGGGAGGCACAGCAAGAGCAAGGAAGAGAAGCAGAUAGAUCAGCUCCGCCCGCCGUGCCCCAAGGCCCCCCGCGACUUCCCUCACGCUCUUCGUUACCGCCUCCGCCUGCUACGUCCCGCGAACCCCCGGCACUCCCAUCACGCCCAUCUCUGCCGCCUAGGCUUCCUUCGCGACCAGCUAGGCAUUCUACCUUCCCCGACGUUGAAGAAGAGCCAGGCCCACCCCUUCCCAACCGCAGUCUGCCACCUCCACCACUCAGUUACAGACCAAAAUCGGUUCCAGAGCCAGCACCACCACCCAUCCCGCUUAGUUCUCGACCUACAUUUGAUGUCGUUGUAUCUCGAAAAACCACUGGCACCGAGGUGGUUCCUCGAUCAGUCUCCGCCCCUCCAGUCGGUCCUGUCUGCCUCAUAUGCCGAGACUUCUCCGGGCCUGAUAGUGUUGCGGCGCAGCACCCGACCUCUUCGCUUCCGCGCCAUGACACCAUUCGUUACCUAGCCCACGUCCUCUGUGACCCGUUCGACUCGCCCACUGACAAGGCCCGCGCCAUCUUCACCUGGUGUCACCACAACAUGGCAUACGACACCCACGGCUUCUUCAAUGAUUGCAUUCCGCACCAUUCGACACCCGCUGAGCAGAUAUUCAGCGGCAAAGCCGUUUGCCAGGGUUACGCAGAGGUGUACAAAGCCAUUGCCCUCGCUGCUGGGCUCGACUGUGUCCUCAUCAGUGGUCACGGCAAGGGAUUCGGCCACCACGAUCUAACCUCUGGCUCUCCUGUUCCCCCCGAAGAAUCAAACCACGCCUGGAACGCGGUCCGCAUUGACGGCGGUGAAUGGAAGAUCAUCGACGCUUGCUGGGGCGCCGGCCACCUAGGCGACGACAGACUUUACCAUAAGCAGUUUAGCCCGGAGAUGUUCUACCUGCCCAACGAGAUCAUCGGCAAGAAACACUUUCCGACAGACCGACGGCACUUCUACCGCUCCGACGGCCGCAUCUUGACUUGGGAGGAGUACAUUCUCGGAGACGGCCCUACUCCGUGCUGGUACGGUGACGCAGACAAAGACGGACUGGACCAGUUCAGUCUGGAGCCGCGUACGGCCACAAUUCCCGUCUACAGCGGCGAAGUGGUCCGGUUUCAGUUCAGCAAGGUGUGCGUGCACUGGGAUCCGGAGAAGAACGGAGGGGGCAAGCAGUACCUGUUCGUCGUGGCGAUCGAGGGGCGAGAUGGCAGAAAGAAGGAUUUCGUGCCCAUUGAUACGGACGGGUUUUGGUGGUGGGCAGACAUACCUGCUAUUGAUCUGGGGGCGCCGGGACAGAAGAUUACGGUGUUUGCGGUGACGACGUUAGAUAAUAAGUGUGCGAGAGGGUUGACGAAGGAGGAGUAUUUGAGGAGGAAAGGGAGGUGUGCGUACAGUUUCAAGGGGAUAUGUGCUUGGGAUUUGGUUUAGGGGGUUUAAUGUCGACUCUUUUAGCGCGCUACUACAGGACAUUGGAUGAACGGGACACCGCGCACAGACAGACGUGUUCGGAUGAUUUAAGCUUCAGAUGGUUUUAGGUUUCGUACCGGCCUUCAAGGGCUUCUAUGUCAGAUCGAACUGGGGUUGGGAGUUUUGGUACUUGGGCCUUUUGCGUCCGCUGGUAUAUGGGUUAUAUACUAUCAUCUAAUGAUCACAAUCUUUUGACAGCAGUUCAACCUCCCG